GAUUAACUCUUAAGAAUAUUUGUUGACUUGCACAAUACCCAUCAAAUUCCGGACACACCUACUUCGCUCCGCCAUCUCCAUUCUUCCAUAUGCUCAUUCUUUACCAAAACCUUCCUCUUACUAAUAAAGGAAGAGAAUAAUCAAUGGGUCAUGGAGUUUCUUCUUCUACAAGAAUUCCUAAACCCUCAUCACUUGAUUCGGAGAAUCCAGGAAACCGCAAAAAGAGAUGGACUAACUUAAUGCCUUGUUUUAUUGCAUUAGUAGUGAUCGCCGAAAUUGCUUUUCUAGGUCGCCUUGAUAUGUCAAAAAAUGCCGCCAUGGUUAAUUUAUGGGCUGAUUCUUUGUUACACCGAUUAUAUUUUCAAACUACCGAAGUUGAAUCUGCUCGUGAUGAUGUGGAUUCUGUUGGGUACGAAGAUGAUAGUUGUGAAACAUGGUUGAUGAAAGAGGAUGAUGUAGUUUAUAUUAGGGAUUUUGAUAAAGAUCCCAUUGUUGUAGCUGGUGGCGAUCAGGAGUGGAAUACUUGUUCGGCGGGUUGCAAAUUUGGACAUAGUCCUAGUAGGAAGCCUGAUGCAGCCUUUGGUUGGCCUCAAGAGCAAGGUACAGCUAGUGUGCUGCGUUCAAUGGAAUCUUCUCACUAUUAUGCGGAGAACAAUAUCGCCAAUGCAAGACGAAAAGGUUAUGAUGUCAUCAUGACAACUAGUCUGUCAUCUGAUGUUCCGGUAGGGUACUUCUCUUGGGCAGAAUAUGACAUCAUGGCACCUGUGCAACCAAAAACUGAGAAGGCUUUGGCUGCAGCUUUCAUCUCCAAUUGUGGUGCUCGGAAUUUCCGCCUGCAAGCACUCGAAGGCCUUGAGAAGAGUGGGAUAAUAAUAGAUUCUUAUGGUGGCUGUCACCGUAACCGAGAUGGAAGAGUUGACAAGGUAGAAACAUUGAAGCAUUACAAAUUUAGCUUGGCUUUUGAAAACUCUAAUGAGGAGGACUAUGUCACCGAGAAAUUCUUUCAGUCUCUGGUUGCUGGGACGAUCCCUGUUGUUGUUGGUGCUCCUAAUAUUCAAGACUUUGCUCCUUGCACGGGAUCGUUGCUGCAUAUAAAGGAGAUAGAGGAUAUUGAUUCAGUUGCCAAGACUAUGAAACGUCUUGCUGAAAAUCCUGACGCAUUCAACCAGUCAUUGAGGUGGAAAUAUCAUGGCCCCAAUGACUCUUUCAAGGCCCUGGUGGAUAUGGCUGCAGUUCACUCAUCAUGCCGCCUUUGCAUUCACCUGGCAACUAGAAUUCGUGAGGAUGAAGAGAAAAGUCCAGCAUUCAAGAAACGCCCCUGCAAGUGUUCUCGCGGCUCUCAAACGACAUAUCACGUAUAUGUUAGAGAAAGAGGCAGAUUCGACAUGGUGUCUAUUUUUCUAAGGAGUAGCUGCUUAUAGCUGGUGACGGGUUCUGUAAUGUACUCCCUUGGACGUUGAUCCUCUUACCCUUCUAUCUCUUGUUUUCGCCAAAUCUCACCCUUUCAACAUGAGUUAUUGGGUCCACAAAACGACAGCAAAAGAGAAAAUUUUGGCCUUGCAAUGUCUUUAAUAGUUAGAAGGUCUUUUAAGGUUUUCAUUAUGCCAAAAGGAGUAUAUUCCAUUUCUAUUUUGAAAUAUCCUUGUGAUUUUAGUCCAUUUCUAUUUUGUGAAGUUUCUCUCUAUCUCUCUCCUCCUUUUGAUCUUGUUGCACCAAUUUUCUUUCUCAAAAUAGUAAGAAAAAAAGCCAAGUGGAGCAAACUCUCAAAUAAUCUUUAAAGCUUGUUUUUUUGUUUUGUUGAAAGCUUAUGGAUGUUGUGCAUAUCAAUCCUGCAUGGGUAAAUAAUAUACAUAUAAACUCUACAAUGUUCACCAGUAUUAAGAAGUACGAUUGGUUGUUGUUCGUGAGUGUUCAGAUGUGUGCAAGCAGUGGCGGACACACUCCCAAGUCCCCAUCUUGAAUUAUAAGUUAUCAUAUAUUUUUUAAGAAAAACUGUCAAAAAUGUCCUGACCCAUCCAUUUUUUUGUUUUUGUCUAACUAUUAUUAAUUUAAGGACCCCUCAUUGUUAGAAUCCCAAGUCGAACACUGUGCGCCAGCAGAAGAAAAAUUUGAUCUACUUGAAGUAGUCUUUAGUGCAAAUUUAAUGUUGCGUAUAGCACGUUGUUAUGAAGAAUACGACACACAUUGCAGUAUUAUGCAACGCUGUCCCCUCACACCAUAGUACAUACUAAGGGAUAAAAAAGGGAAGCCCGGUGCACAAAGUAUCCUUGCAAAGAGAGUUAGUACUUAGUAGAUAAUUAGAGAUAUGUCAUGCUAUUACAAAAAUGCCCUUGCAAUAGUUAUGUUUUUGGUGUCAUCUCUUGUAACAUAACAUGAUUGCUGUAACUUGGAAGGUCCAAUUUAUGAACCAUUAUUUACUAACAAAAAAUGAACGAUUGCCAGAUAAUCAUCUACUUGCUCUUAUUCUAAUCAAUUGUCAUAUUUGGUGUCGAUUCUCUAUUUUAAUCCUUAAUAUCUCUAAUUUUGCUUUUUUGAAAUUAUAAAAAGUUGAUAUUAUUAAUUUUUACAUUGAGAUGAAUCAAACAUCCCACUUAAUUAUAUUUUUACUUAUAGAUUGAGAAUAAAAUACAAACUAAGAGUGAAAGAUAAACAGUGCAAAACCAAAUGAGAUAUUUAUCAGAAUAGGAGGGUGUAUUGUUUUUCUGGUGACGUGUGUGUAAACCUAUGCUGCAAACUUAUUACUUUUA
Molecule: messenger RNA, 2747 nt
Organism: Amaranthus tricolor (Joseph's coat)
Lineage: Eukaryota; Viridiplantae; Streptophyta; Magnoliopsida; Caryophyllales; Amaranthaceae
Product: glycoprotein 3-alpha-L-fucosyltransferase A-like
Exons: 7
Coding region: 144-1421 (425 amino acids)
Cellular component (GO): membrane
Molecular function (GO): fucosyltransferase activity
Source: RefSeq, a predicted model, not a curated record